Orussus abietinus is the source of this 4331-nucleotide messenger RNA. It is a transcript of the gene KCNQ, whose product is annotated as potassium voltage-gated channel subfamily KQT member 1. NCBI's taxonomy places the organism in Eukaryota, Metazoa, Arthropoda, Insecta, Hymenoptera, Orussidae. The transcript has 14 exons. Gene Ontology annotation, cellular component: membrane. Gene Ontology annotation, molecular function: voltage-gated potassium channel activity. The record is from RefSeq and is a predicted model, not a curated record. Bases 1 to 2478 code for a protein of 825 amino acids. Gene Ontology annotation, biological process: transmembrane transport; potassium ion transport.
AUGCUGCAGGUUGCCAUGCUAGGCAGCUCGGCAGGACAAGGGCGACCAGAGUGGAACCCAGGGUCCUACUCCCGACGACGUUCCCCCUGCUCGAGGAUGAACCGCGACGAGCAGGAGACCCUCUUCCGGCAGAGCCGGCAGCUUACGCAGAUCGUGCCUGCGAGGGAGGACCUCGUCCUCAGCGUCCUCAAGGCCCCGAUAAACCAGCAACACCAGCAACGCCAGCCCUACCGACACUCGCAGUACCAAACCCAGCAACCCCAGCAGUCCCAGGAGCAUCGCUUCAACUGCCAAGCCCAUCCUAAUCACAAGGAGACCCUCCACCAAGGUCGGGCGUUCAGCAACGAAAGUCUUCCACGAAGCAAGGAGCAGGGCAAUAGGCUGUCGGAGAAGCGCUGCAGCGCCGCGGCCGCCUACGCUGCCCUCCAGGGCAGCGAAGACGAGCUCGUCGCUGCGGACCCCGAGGAGGUAGCCCUGAAGACCCCAGGAAGCGAGACCGAGGACACGGACACCGGGGCACCGCCGGAAGAGCCGGCCAGGAGGUUCACCUUCCUGCGGAGGUUCCGCUCGCCCCGGUUCGCCGAGGCCCAUCACAAACGCGUCCCGACCCCCUUGAAGCGGAAACACAGAAGGAGGCGCAGCAAGGGCGACAUCAUCGGCCCCGAAGACGACGACGUCGACGGGGUCGGCGAGGUACCACCCAGCCCCAAUCCACGUGGCGUCCCGGACCCCUACUACCCCAUCUAUCUGCCCAUCGACCAGGCCUUCAAGGCCAAGUACGUGUUCCACCACAAGAAGGGCAAGACCUUCCAGGAGAGGCUCUACGUCUUCCUGGAGCACCAGGGAGGAUGGCUCUGCUGCGUCUACCACAUCACUGUGUUCGUCGUGGUGUUGGUCUGUAUAAUAUUCAGCGCUCUCUCUACGAUAGACGAGUUCAGUAAUUUCGCGAACGAGACCUUAUUUUGGAUGGUGAGUCGCUCAUUAAGUGAAAUAUGUCUGGUGGUGUUUUUUGGAGCGGAAUACCUGGUCCGACUUUGGAGUGCAGGAUGCAGGUCCAAGUACAUGGGGUACUACGGUCGUCUUCGGUUUAUACGGAAACCCAUAUGUAUUAUAGAUUUGAUAGUAGUGGUCGCGUCCAUGGUGGUGCUUUCCGUGGGAAGCAAUGGCCAAGUUUUCGCAGCCUCGGCGAUGAGGGGCAUCCGAUUCCUGCAGAUCCUGCGAAUGCUCCACGUGGACAGACAAGGAGGAAGCUGGCGGCUCCUGGGCUCGGUGCUUUUCAUACAUCGCCAGGAACUGAUCACCACCCUGUACAUCGGAUUCCUGGGGCUGAUUUUCAGCAGUUACUUCGUCUACCUCGCCGAAAAGGACGCCGUAGGUCCAGGUGGACGAAACGACUUCUCGACCUACCCCGACGCACUUUGGUGGGGCGUGAUCACGGUAACGACGAUCGGCUAUGGGGACACGGUGCCGCAAACCUGGAUAGGGAAAAUCGUGGCGGCCUGCUUCAGCGUCUUCGCAAUUUCGUUUUUCGCUCUCCCAGCCGGCAUCCUGGGUUCAGGGUUCGCCUUAAAGGUGCAGCAGAAACAACGUCAGAAGCACUUCAACCGACAGAUACCAGCUGCCGCCAUGUUGAUCCAGUGCCUAUGGCGCUGUUACGCCGCCGACAAGGCAAUCAACAGUGUCGCCACUUGGAACAUCUACAUCAAGGACCCGACUCCUGCAGGCCAGCCAACAACGCCCCUCGGAAAGUUGAUUUGUGUAAAGAAGAUGUCUCUGAUGAUCCAGGUCGCAAAGAAGGCGAGCGUCCUCAAGAGGCGGAAGUCGCGCAACCGGAUGGACGUCCAGCAGCCUGCGCAAUCGGCGGGUGCGCAGGUCCCUGGUCCCGCUGGACCGGCUGCUGGGAGUCAGGGCGACGCGCAAAGAGCCGACAACGAGGGUGACGUCGUCUUCUACAUGGAGGAACCCAAGGCAGGAACACCGAACAGGGCCAGAAGAGACAACCGGGGCAGUCUCUUCACCUCGCAGACGAGCUCCGUCACGGAAGCCGCAAGCGACGAGAUCGACAUCGACAUAGAGGAGCCUCAAAGAGUCACCACGUUGACGGAGACCCAUCGGAACGCGAUAAGGGCGAUAAGGAAGAUCAAAUACUUCGUGGCAAGGAGGAAGUUCCAGGAGGCGCGUAAACCGUACGACGUGCGCGACGUCAUAGAGCAAUACAGCCAGGGACACUUGAACAUGAUGGUGCGAAUCAAGGAGCUGCAGAGGAGGCUGGACCAGACUCUCGGGAAACCGGGAAGUUAUCUCGCGGGAAUCGAUCGAGCUGGUAACGUGAAACCGAUGACGAUCGGGGCGCGUCUCUACCGCGUCGAGCAGCAGCUGUCCGUGAUGGACAAGAAAUUGGACCAGCUGGUCUACGUAUUGAACGCCGUGGCGCAAAAACAGCAGAUCCCCCUGAGAAGUAUCGAGGACGACGUCUAGCGAAGCGCCGCCAUAUUGGUAGCACAAGGCCGCCGAUCUAUCAGCACCUUCACAACGGACGUAUGAAUUGGCGGCGAGAAGAAAGAAAAAAAGAAAGAAACUUAAUAUCCAAGGCAAUAUAUUCUGACCAAUCGAGAAAUGCGUCCCCGUCGGGCCCGUCGCACUGAUGCGGAAGUGCCUUUCGUCGUUGCUUCUACUUCCUGCCUAUUCCUUUUUCCUCGAAGGCGAGAUAUAAAGGUACUUCUUCCAGUAACAGUUACAAGUAUCGCGCAACGAGCUCGCACUGAUAAAAAUCCCCCUGUAAAUUUACGUACUCGGUCGUUGGUUAUUUUUAUGCCUAAUUUACAUUGCCAGUAAUAUCACAAUCAGCGUCUAAUUUAAUUUAUAGGGAAUUACAUUUAAUUCAAGUAAAAGUUCACCGAUACGGUGAAUAUACAGUGCCAUGGGUAUCUGCACAUUUGAGAAUUUACAAUUUUCCCAUUUUACGCCUUUCUGGGUUAAACUUCAGUUAUGAGGCCGUAAAAUGAUGCUUGAACAAUUGAAUUCGGGCAUGAAACGUUGAAUUUAUCCAAAAUCAAGAGUCAUUGGAGUCACCGCGAUUUCUGUCCGUGUCGCGUGUCCGGGAAGUUUAAUAUAAAACGGGUGAUAUAGCUAGUUUAAGCAUGUAAAAUAGACCUCUCUGUGAAUUUAUAAAUAAUUAGCCGUACGAUCUACUUUAAAGGGAACCGUAGGAGACUCGCUUACGUGCAGGACGAAUUAACCGCGACAUUUUUUUUACGUAGCGAAUUUACGAAGGCGUUUUACUACUUAUGCAUACGCGUAUAAACACACUCACGUAUAUCUAUAUAUAUGAACAAAUUAAUGCAUGCGUAAUUACACACAGGCAUAUAUCACGACGUAGAGCCAAAUACUCAAGGAGGGGCGUGGGCAAAGAGUACUUUUAAUUCACGAUUUUAAUUAAAUAAUUGAUUAAGACUUUAAUUUACUUUUGGACAAAACGAUUGCAAACGGUGGCGAGGCAUCGCAAUAAACCGGCAGUUGAGAUACAUAUCGUACAAUUUAUACAGCCGCAAGUCAACAAGACUCUGCCAACAAAGUCGAAAAUAUGACCCUUAAAAAGUCUCAAUGGCCAUCGCGACGCCGCAUUUUCCUCCGCCCUUAGCAGCCAUGAAUUAUUAACUAAUUAUUAAACGCGAACUCGUAGAGUUACAAAAAAAAAAAAGAAAAACAUCUUAAUACAAUUUAGAUGUAAUAUAUUUAGCCUCGACGCGUAAGCCAGAAAAUUCUUAAUUACGAUCUUAUCACCUUAAGGUGAUAUGAAAGUGGCGUCUGAGAAAUUGACAUUCUAAACUAUUCAAUUUGGAGAAAAGUUACUAUACGCGAAAUACACGGACGCCAUUUUCGCACCGCCUUAAUCUGCCAGUUCAUUACGAGUAUAAAAAAAGAAAUCCGAGUAAGUGCGCGAAUCUUGUUACGCGUCUCGAUAAGCUAGGAUAAUAGCACAGCUAACUGAUAAGGGAUUAUUUUUUAAUCGAUAAUGCUUCAGCUUGUACAUUGUACACUCUAUGGUGCCUCUUCACUAAAUCUACUCCGGUGUCACUUGACUAAUAGUAUUAGGAAGUUCACUCGUAAUUUUAACGACAGCGUAACAAUCACGAGGGUAAUCGUAAGGGUAAUCAACUAGAAAUUGCGAUCCCAAAAGUACGUAGACUUAAUUAGAAAAAUCAGGCGAUUAGUCUCCACGAUUCUCCGACAUUAAGUUAUCUCCAUCCCUUUUAAUUCCCACCGAAAUUACCAUCGAGAUCCAUUCGUUCAAGCACCGAAAGUUGAUAAUAAUUUCAAUAGUACACCGA